This is a messenger RNA of Ogataea angusta, 1419 nucleotides long. RefSeq lists its product as uncharacterized. The coding region runs from base 1 to 1419 and encodes 472 amino acids. The transcript has a single exon. Lineage: Eukaryota; Fungi; Ascomycota; Pichiomycetes; Pichiales; Pichiaceae. The record is from RefSeq and is a predicted model, not a curated record.
AUGUAUUCACAGUCAAGGACGCAGAUUCAACGAUUUAGGACCGGCAUCCGUUCAGCUUCCGAUCUGACACGGGCAGACCAGCUUCUCAAACUUGCCACUCAUCUGAAGCCACCAAAGUUUGCUCCAACGCUUCCGGAAAAAAUCCCGGUUCCCCAAUCGCUUGAGGAGAAAGAAACCUAUCGAAACCCAUUUGUGCGAUUCCGCUUAAAUGACGUACUGCAGGCCUCCAUACACUACCAGCUGCCUACAAAGUACCGAGAUCUGAUAAAUGUGAAGGAACCAACUCCCAGAGGCCCCAAUUUUUUAGAGACAGAUCUCGUGGAUCUGUUCUUGGCUCGCACUGGGGGCAGGCCUCCCAAAAAGUUCCUCACCAUACAGAAUCCAGAAACUCCUCCAGCCAUUACAUUCCCUCCUGAUGUGUGUGCAAAAGUUCAUAAUAUGUUUUCCAGCUACGAAACUGAUCAGAUAAUACAGCAUCUAACGACAGAGCUGAAAAGAUACUCGCAUUUUGAUAUAGUCUGCGGAAUGUUGUCUCUAAGCAAAGAUUUACCCCAGGAAAUACAGCAGAAAGUGGUCCAGCACGUUCUGAAGACGCUGGAGAUCAUAGACCAAUUGGAAACUACCGUUUUGUUCCACGAGCUUAUGAAGCUAGAAAAUUUCGACUACAUCCAACAUGCUAUCGAUAAAUUAAAUAAAUUAGAUGCCUCAGGAGACUUCCUCAGAGACGCAGCUUCCCAGCUUCAAGUAGCGCUGCUCGAAUUCUCAAUCCAGCACCAAAAGUUUCAUCUUGCUGCUCAAUUGCUCACCUAUUUGCUCCAGAAUCAACUAGUUCCAUCGCCAACUGUGCUCGAAAAGUAUACCAAACUCGUCAAAGACACCGCACUUUCUAUAAAUGCCGACUUCAGCAGCCGUAGAAUUGUUUUCAUGGCCUAUAUUGCCCCGCUUGCGCUUGCAUUACUACAUCAAACGAACACCAUCAGGAGAAAUAUAGUCCAAAAUAUUAGUUCGUGGUUGAGCAUCCCCGAACUCUUUUGGUUUCUGGAGUUCCUGAAACACACGGGCGCACCAGUCAACGGGAUAAACUCUGCUGUCAUCAGGCAGUACGGAAGACUGGCGAAUAAGCCAUCAGCUAUAGACAACGCUGUGACAUUGACCUCGUUGAUUGGCCAUCUGAGAAAGCACAAGUUUGAGCCUUUUGAUGAUAACUGCAGAAAAUUAAUUAUUUCUCUAUACUGCAAAUUCAAGUCUCCGAUUGCAGCUCAAUGGUGGAUCGACUCGCUUAAAACCCCGCUGUCUGCUGACGAAAUAUCUCAAAUCACAGAAGACCUGAAGGCCUCUUCUUUAACGGUUGACGAGAAGGAAUUUCCGUACCACGGUCAAGAACACAUAGACGCAUUCAUAGAGAACCUCUCUAACUAA